Messenger RNA from Podarcis lilfordi (Lilford's wall lizard), 6201 nucleotides. The record is from the annotation of a GenBank genome assembly. NCBI's taxonomy places the organism in Eukaryota, Metazoa, Chordata, Lepidosauria, Squamata, Lacertidae.
CGCCGUUUAGACGCAAGAGCUUCCGCCCAGUGCGCCUGCGCAAGGUAGCGCUGUAAAUCUCUAGACCCGCGCCCGCACGCCGUGCUUCCGGGUUGGCUUUGGGAAAACCGCCUCUGCGCUCGGAUAGGAGCGGGAAAGAGUCAAAAUUGUCGGCGUGUUUCAGCGUAGCUGUGACUGGGCAGCCAAAAUAUGCUGCAUCGCGCCCCCCCCCCAAAAAAGUAUAAAAUCAUAUACUUGGAAGCGGCCACAAGAGUCAUCUAGCGUAAUGCGGGGAUCUUUUGGCGAACGUGGGGCUCGAACCUGCAACCCUGCGAUUAAGAGGCUUCUGCUCCCACCGACCGAGCUAUAUCCUGCUGAGGUCCAAUUUUGUGUGUUUUUAAUUUUGGAAACCAAAGAAAAACCGUCCGCUCAAGAGCUCAUUCUUCCCAUAUCUUUAUUUUAUUUAUAACAUUUCUAUGCCACUUUUUUCUUCCAGGGAGCUCAAGGCGCUGUCCAUGCUUCUCUUCCCCGCUUCAUCCUCGCAACCCGGGGAGCUUCUUCGCAAUGCCGCCACCUCCCUCAUGGGAGCUGAGUGGGAAAGGAGCCGCAAGGGUAGGGAAGCCCUGAGAAAACGCAAAAUUUAUUAUUAUUCUUAUAAUCCCACCCUGGCCCUUCCUGUGUAUCAUAAAACACGAGCAGAGAUUGUGGUGCGGCGGGGCAGCGGAUUUUAGUUUUCGCCCGCUGGGGCUUCCAUAUCAUUGGAUCGAGGGGCCUCUUCUGCUGCCGCGGAGGUUGCUUCCCAAAUUCAGCAAGAGGGAGAGAGUCUCCGCUUCAGAAGAGGCUUAAUUCCGAAUUUCUCUCUUGCUGGCUUGCAACCAUGCAUGCCCCGCUUGCUCUGUGCUUCCUGCAGCCGAGCGGGCGGCACUAAAAUAAAUGGUAAAAUAAUUGGACGGUACUCGCGCUACUAAAAUAAAUAGGGCUUAAAGGCUCUCUCCUUAUUGGUCCGCCGCCGCCAAGCCCUUUCGUCACGUGACCCGCCCCUCCCUCCCCCCCGCCGCGGUUGCGUUCCCUCCGGUCUCCUAGCAACGGCGAUGGACCGCGAAGCGGAGGGUCGCGCUUACCUGGCGCAGCACAAAAUCCCGGAGCUUUUGCACAACCUGAGCGCCUUGCUGCUCUACCACCGGCCAGGUAAGCCCGCCUCACCCUGGCCAUGCCAGACGCCAAACCUCUUGCCCCCCUCAGGUAAAUAUGGUGCCUGGAGGGAGGACAGGAUUCAUAGCUGUCAACUUUUCCCUUUUCUUGCGAGGAAUCCUAUUAGGAAUAACGGAAUUUCCCUUUAAAAAAAGGGAAACGUUGACAGUUAUGGGCAGUAUUUGACCCACCCACCCAAAGAAUCAUUAUACACAAUAAUUCCUUUUGGUACAGUUGCUUUUAAAUGGAUCUUCUUGUUAGGUGCCCAUAUAAAUAUAGGUUUAUUAUUAUUAUUAUUAUUAUUUGUUGUUGUUGUUUGUUUGGUGUUGUUAAUAAUAUUUACUCCCCUCUCGGCUUGGCACCCUGUGUAGGGGACCCAUCUGUGCUGCUCCAAAUUGGGUGCUCCUUCCUACUACCAAUAGCCACAGCUCACUUGGUCCUGACUGCCACGUUACACGGAUAAUUUUGCCACGGGUGCAAAUGUAAGAACAGGGCCGGCCUGCCAAUGAGGCAAGGUGAGGCGACUGCCUCAGGGGAAAAGGAUCCACUCAGGCAGCAGAUCCUGGAUGUUAAGUCUUUCUUCCCUGCUUGUUCCCAAUGAAGAUCUUCGCUCACCCAUUUUUCCCGGGGGGGGGUGUCCGUAUGUGAGAAUGUGUGGCGGAGGUGCCAAUUCAGUCCUCUAACCCAGCAGCACUUAGUUGGUGGAGAAGUUAGUAAAGGUAAAGGGACCCCUGACCAUUAGAUCCAGUCGUGACUGACUCUGGGGUUGCGGCGUUCAUCUCGCUUUAUUGGCCGAGGGAGCCGGCGUACAGCUUCUGGGUCAUGUGGCCAGCAUGACUAAGCCACUUCUGGCGAACCAGAGCAGCGCACCGAAACACCGUUUACCUUCCCGCCGGAGCGGUACCUAUUUAUCUACUUGCACUUUGACGUGCUUUCGAACUGCUAGGUUGGCAGGAGCAGGGACCAAGCAACGGGAGCUCACCCUGUCGUGGGGAUUCAAACCACCGACCUUCUGAUUGGCAAGUCCUAGGCUCUGUGCUUUAACCCACAGCGCCACCCGCGUCCCGUUAGUAAAAGAAGUUAGUAGGGAGGAUUAAAGUGCAGAGAACAUGUGGAAUUGAGGCCUGCUUGCCAAGCCCCUCACAAUGUUCACGGGCUGACAUGUGUUUUAGGGGCAAGGACUUGUAGAUGAGAGCUCAUGCAUCUUUCCUGUGAAAACAGAACUGUGUCGGAAGAAACUUCAGUGAUGCUACAGAAGGCGAUAGGAAAACCCUCUUUCACAAAUGGAACUUUGUCAUUGCCGGCAUCCGCGGUUAAAUAGCUUACCGUGAACAAGCAGUUUGCUAGCACACACCGCCCAGUUGCCACUCUCACCUUGCUCGUGAUGCUUGGCUUUUUCCGUGCCUCCAAACAUGGAAUCAUGGUCUGUUUCUCCCAACCCACAACAUGGUCAUGAAAACCAUUGCCAAUUAUGAUUAAAUACAGUAAGUGCUUCAGUUCCCAGGAAAAGUGCAACUUAAUGAGCCAGUGAUGCCCAGCUGCCUCUGAACAAUAGUAGAAACAUUCCCAACAACAGUUUGGCUACGACAAAUUGUCAUUUGGGUUCUCCUCUUCCAGAACUACCUAGUGGCCAUUCAACCUGGACCUUACUGGCAAGCUUUGGUACCUGAAUUUGCUUGUUUUCCUCUUCCAACCCCAUACCUGUUUCUUUUUGUAUCCUAGUCUGAAAGUCUGGAGAUAAGGCCUGCAUCUUUUUUUAACCUUUGCACAAUGCCUAGAAAACAUUAGACGUUUUAGUGAGAAUAUCUACCAGGACACGUUGAAGUGGGGAUGUAUGUGUGUUUUUUAUCUUACAGACAGACCAAGAGAGUUUUUGAUAAAGACACUGGAAAAGAUAAAGUAUGCAAAAAUGACUUCUACGGACUUUCCUUAUCUUAUGGACGAGUCAAACGUGGAUGCAAUGUUUGGAAUGCUAGACGUUGCAGGCCAAGGUUACAUAACCAUACCACAGUACAAAGGAGGUUAGUGGCCCUUCAUUUUUUUUUAAUGAACAUUUCAUUUCAUAUACUGUAGGUCAGACACGCCCAACAGGUAGAUUGCGAUCUAGAUCAGUGGACGUCUGCGGUAGAUAAGUGGCUCCCUUCAAAGAAGCUCAACACUUUUGCUCCCAUAAAACAUAAAAGUCAGCAACAUGCACCCCCCAAAAAUGGGUCUUCCUCCUCCCUAAAAAAAGCUUAACAACUUUCACCUGACCCAUCACUGCAAGUUUUUAACUCUGUGAGUAGAUCGCCACCCCUGCUGUAGGUUAUUAUGGCCACAUGUGGCAAGUUUAGGCAUGAGAAAAACAGCUUCAAGAUUAUUCUCAGCCUAAUCUUUACAGAAAUUUAGUGAGUAAAACAACAAAUCCUUUAGAUUUAUAUUAAGUAAAUUUCUACUGUUUGUUAGUUGUUCCUGAUGUUGAUAAAAGGAAACAAGUAACAUUUGGGAGCAAUGUCCUGUAAAAAAAACUCAGUACAGUAAAGCGUACUGGGUUCUUCUUCAGCAGCCAUCUCUCCUUUCUCACCCACCCAUCAUAAACCAGCCUUGUUUUUAGAUACUGGAUAUGAGAAGAUAGGGGUAUCUCUUUGCUAUAUGGAGAUAACGGCAUGCGAGUUAUGCUGUACUAUAUGUGUUUGAAUGUCAGAUCUGCCUAAUCUAUGAUCUGACCUCAUUCAGCCUUCCAUCAUAAGAUCCCCUUCAUUUAUAUAAACCCAGUAUAAUGUGAUUCUCAUUACUUUAUGCAGCGGUAGGGGAGGAUAUGUGCAUGUACAGGUUUCUUGCUGGGUUGAGGUUUUUGUCCCAUCCACAUCUGAUUAGUUAAGGUCUAAGCAGAACUGAAGACGGAAAAGAAUGCACUGACUAUAAGAGUUAUGUAUGCUUCAGCAGCCAUUUCUCUAAGCAUCUUUCAUCUCCUCUCCCAUAUUUUAGCACUUGAAUCUUUGGGAUUAAGUAUCCAGGAUGAAAUUUAUAAAGAAACUGACAUUAUGACAGCAGAGGAGUUCAGGGGAAAAGUGUAAGUUGAACUUGAAUGUUGCACAACUGCUUAAUUUUUUUAAUUAUAGAUUUUUCUAUUGCUCCUGCCAUACUGGGCUAGAUUGACCAAUAUGGACCUGACUUGUUUCCCUACAUUUACCAUCCUCGUGUAUCUGCCCACUUCCAAAUGUUUGUAAUGUCUGAAUAGGGCUUAAACGUAUAAAAUCUAAUGGAUGUAGGCCAAGAGAUUGAAGCUUUAUAAUGGUAAGAAGUUCAAUCUUAUCGUGCUCGGAUGUUUAAUCAAUUAGUGCUUGCGAACUUUGGAACCAUUGGCAACUAAAACUACUCUGCCAAUCUUGCUGUUUUUCUCUGGGUAGGUCAACAUUUUUAAAAUAUCCAGUUAGCCCUUCCUCCAAGAUUAUUAUUGGAAUAUGUAUGGACUUGGGGUUUGUGGAGUGUUAGGGGAGUAGUACCUCUGACAGGGAACAUACCAUGCUCCUUCUGGGGUACUUUGUCCACCUUUGGUCCUCACACUGCACUCAGCUCUCAUCUGUGGCUCCUAGAAGCUGUCUGCAUGCGACAGCCGCCACACCCCAAGAACAGCUAAGCAAGGUGAGGGUAGACUACGAGUUAGCGACUUACUCUGCAUGUGGAGACAGACUCUGGCAGAUUGAGAGGACAAGACCAAUAGUGGGUCCAACGGUUAAGAAGGCUGUUUCUGCACAUACUGUAGAGCCGGGGUCAGCAAACUUUUUCAGCAGAGGGCCAGUCCACUAUCCCUGACACCUUGUGGGGGGGCCAGACUAUAUAUUGAAAAAAAAUAUAUGAACAAAUUCCUAUGUCCCACAAAUAACCCAGAGAUGCAUUUUAAAUAAAAGGGCACAUUUUACUCAUGUAAAAACACGCUGAUUCCUGGACCGUCUGCGGGCCAGAUUGAGAAGGCGAUUGGGCCGGAUCUGGCCUCCGGGCCUUAGUUUGCCUUCCCAUGCUGUAGAGGGAAGUGAGAGACAGAUAGGGCUCCUCAGUCUGGGAAGAUAGCCCAUCUAGGUGCAGGAAAACUGAUCCUAAACCUCCACUGCUUUGUGGGAUAUCUUGUGGGAGAAGAAAAGGCUAAGGAGCAAACCAUACACAGUUGGAUGGUCCCUAAGGCAGUUGGAUGGCGUCUUGUACACCUCCUUCCAGCAACUCCUUGUUUCCUUUGGACCACAUAAGCAAGGUGUUGUCGGGUGGGCAGCCAGGACCUCCAUGCACACUGCUCAGGCUUGCGCCCCAGGGAGGUCACUUCAGUGCUGCUAACACAGAGGUAUGACUUCACCCCCAGAGGCGCACUCCAUUGUCUCUCAAGACAGAUAGAUGCCAACUACAACUUCUCAAUUUUCCCUGCUACAGCUUUUGGGAACACAAACUAGCCAGUUAGCAUUAAGUUACCGGUACACUUAUUUCAGUGAGAGUUAAGUGAAUGCUCAAAUCUCUCCCACAGAAAUUUACGGCAUUUGAAGGCAAUUAACUUUAAAGAAAACUUGCCAUGUUUACUGUGGAAAAAUUAGGAAAGUGUGAGCUGUGAUAGAAAUAAGUGGCAUUAACAAACGCAGAGGAAAGAUUCUUUGAAGAAGAUUCGGUACUCAAAAUAAAAUGACCACAAUCCAGAACAGAUUUAGCAUGCAAUGAUGUUGAGUAAACAAAAUACAUGCAGGAAAUUUCUCUGUUCAAUGUAAUUAAGACAUGCUUCUCAGCCUCAUACUGUAUAUUGUGAACAGUGAAUGGUACGCCCAUUAUACAUUCUAAUUGUUGCUUUUUGUUUUCCCUCAGGAUGAAAAAAUUUGCUGAAAUGUGGGAAGCAUUUUAAUCUUCAGUGUUCUGAUUUAAAGCUACUUGAUUUCAUAUUUUACUUUUGAGAAACUAGUAUUUCCAUUAUAUAUAGUUGACUUUUCCUGGUGUAAUAACAACUGCACCAACACUAUAGCAAUUCUGGAAUUUGGCUUGUCAAAUAAAUACUGGGCUCAUUAUAGCCAAAAUUAA